Molecule: messenger RNA, 484 nt
Organism: Meleagris gallopavo (turkey)
Lineage: Eukaryota; Metazoa; Chordata; Aves; Galliformes; Phasianidae
Source: RefSeq, a predicted model, not a curated record
UUGUGUGCUGUCUGUAAACGCGUGGGCACGGAGAGAAGGAUGCAAGUUGUCAGGCCUCAAAUAUUGUGCCCGAAUAGUGGAGAAGGCCCGACAGCAGCUGCAGGAGGAAGUUCUACAGGUUCAGAGCCAGCUCUUGGAUGAGAAGAAGAAGCGCGAGCAGCACGAGGCCCUGGUCAGGCGUCUGCAGAAACGUGUGCUGCUGCUCACCAAGGAGCGGGAUGGGAUGCGAGCGAUCCUGGAGUCGUAUGACAGCGAGCUGACCCCUGCAGAGCACUCCCCACAGCUGAGCCGGCGCAUGCGGGAGGCCGAGGAGAUGGUGCAGAAGCUGCACGCUCAUAACGCCGAGCUGGAGGUUCAGAUGUCUCAAGUUCUGGAAGAAGUGGGAAAUCAGAAGCAAAGAGCAGAGAUGGUAAGUGGUGGUUGUUUGUUUUUUUUUUUUUUUCCCCAUUUAUUAUUAUUAUUUUCUUGAUGUUUCACAGAGCAG